AUGAAGCCCUAUACAUGUGCUGUUCUCACACCAGAGCAAAGAUACUUCAAUUAUCGUUUAUCCCGUGCACAAAUGGUGACUGAAUGUGCUUAUGGGCAAUUGAAAGGAUGGUUUAGAGUUUUGUUUAGGAAAUGCGAGUGCAACGAGCAAACAAUGAAAACAGUAACAUUGGCUUGCAUAGUGCUUCACAAUACUUGUAUUGAAUACAAUGAACCCUUCCCUCAGCAACUUGAUAUAGCUACUGAUGUAACAACAUUGGAACGGCGAGAUAGGGAGACUGUUCGGGAUCUACUAAACAUGCGCACAUGCGAAAAAGAUAAAGAUACCUCUGUUCAAGCAGGCAAAAUACGAGAAGCAUUAAAAGAAAAAUUGUGGAAAGAAAAAAACAAGGACAUGGAGUGUGUUGAUAAAAUAGAUCCAUGA
Messenger RNA from Paramuricea clavata, 423 nucleotides. NCBI's taxonomy places the organism in Eukaryota, Metazoa, Cnidaria, Anthozoa, Malacalcyonacea, Plexauridae. The record is from the annotation of a GenBank genome assembly.